Molecule: messenger RNA, 4390 nt
Organism: Orbicella faveolata
Lineage: Eukaryota; Metazoa; Cnidaria; Anthozoa; Scleractinia; Merulinidae
Source: RefSeq, a predicted model, not a curated record
GGGAAAACGGGAGUACCCGGAGAAAAACCUCUCGGAGCAGAGAAGAGAACCAACAACAAACUAAAGUAUUUUGUUGAUAGCUGCGUCUUUUUUGCUUGAGAGCACCAGAUUAGCUCUGGACGCAUUAGGCUAGGAUAUUGUUCCUUCGGCAGUUUUAAAACCUGUGUUAACUAGUUAGAGACAAAUUGUAAGUCAUCUUCACAAACUGGAAACGGGUUUUUAGAUGUAAGAAGAUAGCUCUGUUCUUUACUCCUCGUAUGGGUCAGAUGGAAACUGUGGAAGGUUUUACUGGAGCUUUCAUUUUCAGGUAAGCAUGAAAACCGUACUUUUGCUUUAUUUUAUUGUUUUUUCUUUGCACUUUUUAUGAAGCAAGUACUUUGUACCAAGCACAAAAGGCUGGAACUGAAGUUGGUUUUGCUUCUGGUUGUCUUAGGGCUAUUUCAGCUCUUCUAGAAAAUUGACAAAGGAAUUGUUGUGCUCGCAACAAACUCGGUAGCCAGCAUCUCGUUCAUGUUUGCAGCACGAGAAAAGAGAAUACAUUGGAGAAUAUAUUGGCCUGAGGGCAUGGCAGUAUGGACCGAGCGCAGCGAGGUCCGUACAAAAACGACCGAGGGCCGAUAUGCUAGGUUUGUAAGUAGUCUGUUAUAUGGCACCCGAGCCAUGCUUCUUUAUGAUUUGCCAACUUUCGAAAACAAAAAAUACACGGCUUAUAACUGUUUCCAUAUAAACGAUCCGUAUGGCAAAAUCCGACCAAGAAAGAACCGAUUAGAACACUCGGAUUUACCUAAAGACUACCUUACGGUAAUACUACCUUACUACGGUAAUAUAGCGGCGUGCUUAUUCAGUCUUGCAGUGCGGGUAAAGCAAAACAUAAGACUACAGGAAGAACGAUUGAACGUCAUCUCUGGCGCGCCUGAAAUAGAGGGUGAGAGAGUUAAAAAGGAAAGACUGACUUGUGACGCAUAUUUUUUAGGCGAUGAAGCAUAAUCAUCCCCUAAAGUAACAUUGGACAUCGAUUAGUAUCUAUGUUGCUCGUAAGGUGCACUCGCCGUUGAAUUUCGACCCCGACCAAUGGAAGCAUGAAGCCUUUAUCAGGGUUAGCUAGCGAAACAAACCUACAAUUCUACCUACUCUGGGAAAGUAACAAGGCUCGCUAGCCCAAGAGUAAUCUAAAGUUCUUCUGUCAUUUCCAAUACUGUCAGCAAUCGAUACAGGUAAACAUUUUCUCAACAUUCCUACGGAUGUUUGUGUUGACUUUCGCAAGAGUCGAUAUCAGUCGAUGAAAAAAUCCUAUCAAUUGACAUUAAUUGAUAUUAAUAGAUAUCACGUGAAUUGAAAUCACAGUUUUUCUUUCCAUCGACUCGUGAUUUUUAUUCGAUUCUUCGCUCAUGGAGUGAUUGCAUUUGGAGCCCUUAUUGACCUUGUAAUUACUACGGUUUAAUAGCUUUUUGAGUGACAUAUCCCCGUUAGAAAUUAGUCUAACUCGAAGGCUAACUGAAAGUCCCACUCGAUGUACAACUGGCGUGAAUACAAUGGCAAAGGGUUUAACUCCUGCGAUAAAGUAAAGACGGUAUAUGCCUGGUUUAAUACCUAGUACCAAGUUCAAAAUGUGCUAAAAAAAGGUCGAGAGUCAAAGUGUCAAUGGUAUUUUUUGGGAGGAGUGGGGAGGGGGAGCUUGCGUAUUCCUCUAGACGCUUGUAAUAAUUGAGUAUACAAUAGAAUGAUAAUUGGUGUACAAUGGAACGCAACAGUCGCUUGACAAACAAUCGAACUGUUAUCGUUAAUCAAACACCAGCAUUCCACGUUCCCACAGCAUUUUUCGUCGGUUGUGACCUCAAAUGUCACGUGAUUUUGAUUUUGGUUCCCUCACGAGUAAUUUUAAAUGUUUUAAAGAUGCAUAUUUCAUCCAAUAAUGGGCAGGUCCCUAUACUAUCUUUAUCUUUUCUUCACAGACACACCUCGCAAAGCUAUGGCGCUCUCCCGUUAUUGGAAAUGCGCUUUUUGCUUUUUUGGCUUUAUCUGUCUCUUAGCAGCGUUGUCAAUAUUUGUAUUGGCUGUACGUCUAAAAAGAUGCGACCAGCGCCCAUUUGAAGUUAGUCAUGAUAAAAGAUACCACGCCCCCUGGUUUAAAGAGAGCAUUGUAAAGGAACUGAAUGAAAUCCACCUGGAAAUGCAAAAACUACCCACCUCUAAACAAGCACCCUCGACAAGAUUGAUUCAGCGAUUAGGACGCAUUGUAAAACGUCUUGACAACAGACUAGAACCGGCAAGUGCACCCAUUGAGACAAGCAACAAGGAUGGUAGCGUGGAUGUGUGCGCGGAGGUGUACAAAGGGAACAAGCUGGGUUAUCCUUACUUUGCGGAGAAGUGCUGGUACACCACCAACUGCACCAAUGCUAAACCAAUUCGUUCUGUGGUAAGUAUUUUAGUCAAUACUGUUGCAUAUCCUAAGGAAGAUGAGAACCACGUCGAGAAUGUUUUAAAAGGGAUUACCGAGACGUACCCAACAGUUCAGGUUCAAUUGGCAACGGGAAGUAACGAGAUGAAAAAGGUUGCCGAAAAGUAUAACAACAUUGAUGUCGUUAUGCUGGACGAUACAAAGCUAAGCAAAGCGUGGAACACACUUAUAACAAAAACCUCAACUCCUUAUGUACUCGUUGCACGUGACAUUUUCCACUUUACAUGGCUCACCCAGCUUGAGCGGCAAAUUCGUGUGGUGAGUCGGAUACCAAAUGUUGCAGUUGCAGGCGGAGCAUACCGUAAUGUCUCGGGUCACUGGAAAGCUGGCUGUGUGCAGACUAAGCUAAAGAACUACGUCCUGGAAUACCAGGAAGGCUAUUAUCACUCAAAGAAUGAGUGCAUGUUCUGUGAUUAUCUGCAGGGUCCUUUCGUUACUAAAACAAGUCUGUUGAAGCUUGACGAGAACCUUCCAGAUGAGGUUGUGUUCGAAGAUUGGUUUUUAAGCGUUGUUCAAGAUGGCGCCCUGAUCAUGGCAUGUCCAGAUGCUAUGUAUUUCACUAGAGAUUACCAUUCAUAUUCCAAAAGAACUGAUAAGAAGGUGUGGACACCAUUGGCUAAAAAGUGGGAGCUUAAUCGGGUGUUACAACCCCAGGGAGUCAAACAUUCCUUUACUUGUCAAGAUAUUGGUUUUACAUGCAAUGCCCAGAGCGGUUUACUCCCAGUUUGCUGUCAGGAACUCUAUAAAGAAGCCGUGUCUUUUUUCCAAAAGUUUGCCGAUGAGCACAAUGUCAGAUUCGAGCUGGAUAGUGGUUCAGUAUUAGGCGGUGUUAAGUUCAAAGGCCUUAUUCCUUGGGACAUUGAUGGCGAUUUCUUCGUAUUGUCCACAGAUAUCGAAAUUUUUAACAAAAAAGAGACAAUAGAACAUUUCCGGAAAAAUGGUUACAGCCUAACCGAGUAUGAAACACCAAUGCUUGACGGAAAAAAAUACAUGUAUGACGGAUAUGUGAAAGUUAACUUCAACGGAUUUUAUAUUGAAGUAUUUGGCACGACUGCUAUGUCAAACACUGUGUAUCUUCCAACAGAACUGCAAAAGCAUGAAACGUUCACCAAAGCAAGCAUUCGGGGUAACUGGGUUGAUACGAAGUAUAGUCCUGGUUUGUACGCAAGGAAUCGGUACGGAAGAGAAAUACUAAAGCAUUCCCAGUCCUGGUUCAAAGUGGGAUUACCACACAGUUUUGCUGACUAUGAGACUGGAAGCUUCCUACCUUGCAAAAAUCCUCUGCACCACGCUUGCCUGAGUAGUUUCCCUGGCGACGGUGACAUUCCUUUUUUAGUGGCAUAGCAUCAGCUAACCUCCCUAUAGUAUUGUUAUAUUCCUAAAACCUUUCAGUGAUGGCUUUUUUCCUGGUGAAAUUUGUCAGAGAGAUGAUAAAUCGAUAAGAUUAAUUGGCAAAAGUACUUCGUGUCGCCGAAUUAUAAUCAAGACAACAAUGACGAUGAAUGCAGGUAAUAGUCUUUAUUAAUGAAUGAAUGAAAAAAGCAGAUGUUUAUAAAGCUUUUGUCCCUGUAAAGUUAGCUCUCACGGUUUACAGACCGAAUUGUUGUCCACUCAGUUCUAUAUAUCACCAUCAUUUGUUAUAUCAUUGUAGCUAGGGCUUUUUACGAAAUAACGCGCGCCGUGAUUGGGUUAAUUGUAGUCGUAGCCGUUUUUUCCAGCUUUAAUUCCCGUAUGCAUUGUGACCAUUUAUGCUUAGCUGGCUGGAAAAACCAGCUGAUGAAAAACCAUUCAAAAAAACUUGUUCUUACACCACCAUCUGCAGCCCGACAAAUCCUAAGCCGUAUUGAGGGAAUAUUGCUUGAGGUCUCAUUGGUAAGGAUCGAGCGGCUCGGAUAACACGAAGUGCUUAUUUUAUAGCUAGGGUUUGUAAUG